AUCUACAUGUAUUUUCAAAAUAUUAUUGUUAACAUUCAUUGUUCUUCAACCGUGUUAUCUUGUUUUUUGUUUAUUUGUUUUAUUCAAGUGAAAUGAAAACAUCACAAUCAAAAAUUGUUAAAUUCAAGCGACGCAAAUUAUAUCGCUGUAAUAAGCCGGUGGCUUGCAAAAGAAAGCGAAGUGGCAACCCUAAACAAAAAUCGAAUAGAGAAGCCAACUGCAGUAAAUGUGACUGCUUCACACAUCCUUACCCUGUGACAAUCCGCAAAAUUGAAAUCAUCAAGAAAUGGCUCCCAGAUCCAGAGUUUAUUCAGUGGGCGAGGCCAUUUUUUAGCGAAAUUAUAACCAAAAUUCAAUUUAAAUUUGGACUCCCGAAAAGUCCGUGCUUCUACGACUCAUGGCAUUACCUGGAAGGAGUCUGUGACAUGGAAUCAAAUUGAGCUUCCAAUUGUCUAGCUCACAAAGUCCAGAUUGAUCAACCUUUUGUUGAGAAAUUUGCAUGUUCUUCAACAGAUCCAUGGACCAGUCUCCAAUGGGUUUGUGACCUUCAAGAAAACAGUGAAAAGAGUCAGAUGAUGAAAGCUAAAUUUAGGUGUUUCAAGGCAUUUCACAAUUCUUUGGUCAGCUUAAAUGUUCAAAAAGCCAGUAAUUAACUCAACAGUCCAUCGAGUAGCAAUCAUAGAUCUGAUGCAUCAAAUAAAUGAUGAGAUCAUUAAUGAUUGAUAUUUGAUUAAGAUCGGGUUCUUAUAAUGUAAAUAAGCAGCAAACGCGUCAUAAACAAUUAAACGAUAAAACAUCUUGUGAA
This is a messenger RNA of Tetranychus urticae (two-spotted spider mite), 805 nucleotides long. The record is from RefSeq and is a predicted model, not a curated record. NCBI's taxonomy places the organism in Eukaryota, Metazoa, Arthropoda, Arachnida, Trombidiformes, Tetranychidae.